AUGGAAAUCCCCGCAUCAGUAAUUGUUUCGAGUGGCAUGCAUGCUUAUGUGGUUGUAAAAGCAUCAUUACACGCAAACGAUACAUCGAUAUUCGGUUUAAAUCCAACAGAAGUAAAUGCACUUGCGAAACGUUUUAAUAGUUCAGGAACUGUUAUUAAUGGUGUUAUGAUACAAACAACUCCAUUACGUAUUAUUAAUGCUUUAGGUGAAUUGGGUUAUAGAGUUGUAUCAACAUGUGGGGAUGCUGAAAUAUGUUGGACCUUAGAACGUGAACUUACUUCAUAAAAUGUUUAAACAUAAUUAUUUUUACAAUUAUGGAUGGAAAUAAUUUUACGUUAUCAUUUUUACGAUGGAGUGAAGUGAAAUUUAUGGACCUAGGACUUAGUUAUGAAUCAUUACAUGCCCAAGUUGCUAUGAACUGUACCAUGAUAGCAAUUGUUAUAAUUUUAUACUUAAAUUUGUCGUUUCAAGUAUUUAAAUUUUUA
Molecule: messenger RNA, 485 nt
Organism: Chrysoperla carnea
Lineage: Eukaryota; Metazoa; Arthropoda; Insecta; Neuroptera; Chrysopidae
Exons: 1
Coding region: 1-285 (94 amino acids)
Biological process (GO): negative regulation of biosynthetic process
Source: RefSeq, a predicted model, not a curated record